AUGGAAGUGAAUGGUAUGGUUUGGGAGAAGAAAAUUCCAAAUGAUCGAUCAGUUGAAAUUGGGAAGAAAUUGAAUAAUCUUUCACUGAGUGAAGGCGGCUUCUAUGGCGCCGCUCCGUACAGAUCGAGGCUUAGCACGAGACAAGUGGCUAGUUCAGAUGAAAUCCAAUUACAGAUUGAUCCGAUGCAUGGGGAUUUGGAUGAUGAGAUCACAGGUCUCCGUAAACAAGUUGGACAACUGAAAUUUGUACCUAAAGAGAUUGGAACAGAGGCAAAGUUUCGGAAUGACUUUCUCAAUGAGCUGCAAAUGACACUGAUCAAAGCUCAAGCAGGGGUGAAGAACAACAUGAGGAGAUUGAACAAGAGUAUCAUCCAGCAUGGAUCAAACCAUGUUAUUCACGUAGUUCUUUUUGCACUUAUUUGUUUUAGUGUGGUCUACUUCUGGUCCAAAUUUUCACAAAGAUUAGGACAUUAAUCCUGUUGCUGCCCUGCCUAGACAGGGUCUCCUUGUCUUUUCAAAAGAUCUAAUACCAGUUUCUUUUUAACUCCCCUUGAACGUAUUCUCAUUGUAAUGACAUCUUUAGAAAGCAUGGUCCUUGUUUCUUGGAUUUUACCUUUUGAAAUGUAAAGCAUGGUUACUGUAUGUGAAAUGUGACAGUCUAUCUUCUGAGUAAUUAGUUUUAUUACUGAAAUGUUUCAUCCAAUCUCGAGUUUAUUUUUGUA
Camellia sinensis is the source of this 722-nucleotide messenger RNA. The record is from RefSeq and is a predicted model, not a curated record. Lineage: Eukaryota; Viridiplantae; Streptophyta; Magnoliopsida; Ericales; Theaceae.